CCGGCAGUCCUCAUUGUUGACAUGGACGUGCCCUGGCCACGGGUGCGAGGAAUUCUCGCAGCCGGUGUAUGGCCCGUGGGGAUGGCAGUGGCUGAAGCGAUAUAUAACAUAGCCAUGGCGUCCGGAUAGUAGCUCUGGAACUCGUUUGCUGACCAAACGCGCAAGACUCAGGAUUCCAACAUAGGCUUUCACCCAAGACCCGACCAGCGGUACAAUAGUACCAGAGGCCUUUGCACACCCGACCGACACCCACGAGAACCUCGCUUCUCAGCAUUCACAGCAUGACCACUGGGAGUUUGAAGCAGGCGGCCGAAUCAGCUCGAUCCAAAAGCUCCGAAGUCAUGGGCGCCGCCAAACGCGAGCCGGCCUCUGUGGCUACAGACCUCCUCCACACGCCCUUUAUGCGCGCCGCCCUGCCCUUCAUCAACGGCGGCGCCGCCGGCAUGGUCGCCACGACGGUCAUCCAGCCGGUCGACAUGAUCAAGGUCCGCAUCCAGCUGGCCGGCGAGGGCACCUCGGGCGGUCCCAAGCCUACCGCCCUCUCCGUCACCAGACAGAUUGUCGGCAGCGGCAAGGUCCUGGACCUGUACACGGGCCUGUCUGCUGGUCUCCUCCGGCAAGCCGUGUACACGACGGCCAGGCUGGGUUGCUUCGACACCUUUAUGGGACGACUGACACAGCGCGCCAAGGACCAGGGCCGUCAGAUUGGCUUUGCCGACCGCGCAGGCGCUGGUCUGGCGGCCGGUGGCCUGGCCGCCAUGGUGGGCAACCCAGCCGACCUGGCGCUCAUCCGCAUGCAAAGCGACGGCCUCAAGCCCCUCGCCGAGCGAAAGAACUACAAGUCCGUCAUUGACGCGCUCUCCUCCAUCGCCAAGAACGAGGGCGUCGCCGCGCUCUGGGCCGGCGCGGCGCCCACCGUCGUCCGCGCCAUGGCCCUCAACUUUGGCCAGCUGGCCUUCUUCAGCGAGGCCAAGGCCCAGCUCAAGGUCCACACGGACCUCUCGACCCGGACCCAGACCCUCAGUGCCAGCGCCAUUGCCGGCUUCUUCGCCAGCUUCUUCAGCCUGCCUUUUGACUUUGUCAAGACGAGGCUGCAGAAGCAGCAAAAGGGACCCGACGGCAAGCUUCCCUACAAGGGCAUGGCCGACUGCUUCCGCAAGGUGGCCAAGCAGGAGGGCGUGCUGCGCUUCUACCGCGGGUUCGGAACGUACUACGUCCGCAUCGCGCCACAUGCGAUGGUGACGCUGAUCGUGGCAGACUAUCUCGGUUUCCUGACGAAAUGAUGGCGCUUUUAUUAUUAACUGGGAGGGAAUGUAUCGUGAUGACCAUGGCGUUCUGGAGUGCUUGCAUGUUAGGCUUGUCGUUAGUAUACCAGGAUUGGAUUCUCAUGACAGUGUG
This is a messenger RNA of Emericellopsis atlantica, 1398 nucleotides long. Its product is annotated as mitochondrial carrier domain-containing protein. Gene Ontology annotation, biological process: transmembrane transport. The record is from RefSeq and is a predicted model, not a curated record. Lineage: Eukaryota; Fungi; Ascomycota; Sordariomycetes; Hypocreales; Bionectriaceae. The transcript is spliced from 2 exons. Bases 282 to 1283 code for a protein of 333 amino acids. Gene Ontology annotation, molecular function: oxoglutarate:malate antiporter activity.